Messenger RNA from Syngnathus typhle (broad-nosed pipefish), 2794 nucleotides. It is a transcript of the gene tat, whose product is annotated as tyrosine aminotransferase. The transcript is spliced from 12 exons. The record is from RefSeq and is a predicted model, not a curated record. Gene Ontology annotation, molecular function: L-tyrosine:2-oxoglutarate transaminase activity; pyridoxal phosphate binding. NCBI's taxonomy places the organism in Eukaryota, Metazoa, Chordata, Actinopteri, Syngnathiformes, Syngnathidae. Gene Ontology annotation, biological process: aromatic amino acid metabolic process; biosynthetic process. Bases 154 to 1551 code for a protein of 465 amino acids.
CCUCUCAGUCUCCACCAAUGAAAAUAUGGGCUGUUUCAACACCCAUUUUCUGAACUCCUGCUAUAAAAUGGGCCAAUCAAACCCCUCUGCAUUCAUUAUUGCAAGAAUUCUCAACUGACGCCAAAGCUGAUUUUGGAAAACCGUGAAUUCAUCAUGAGUGCCAGAAAGGAUACCAAGUCUUACUUGGUUCAGAGGAAUGAGAAUACCAAUGACAAACGCCUGAAUGGGAACGGAGUCAAUGGGAAGGCCAAUGUCAGUGUAAAUGGAAAUUCUUAUCCUGUCAAAGACAAGCGCCGCAGCAAGACAUGGGACGUUAAGCCUUCUUUGAUGGCUAACAACACCUUUAAUCCCAUCAGGACCAUUGUGGAUGAAAUGAAGAUCUCCCCAAACCCAGAUAAACCCAUGAUAAGCCUUUCGAUUGGGGAUCCUACUGUCUUUGGAAACCUUCCUACGGAUGAUGCAGUACUUCAAGCCAUGAAAGAUUCUGUAGAUUCGCAACAAUACAAUGGCUAUGCUCCUUCCGUUGGUUACUUAAAGAGUCGACAGGUGCUGGCCAACUUUUACAGCUGCCCUGAGGCUUCUAUAGAAGCAGAGGAUGUGAUUUUGACGAGUGGCUGUAGUCAGGCCAUUGACCUGGUUAUCAGUGGCCUGUGUAAUCCACGGGACAACAUCCUUGUUCCACGUCCAGGCUUCUCGUUAUAUAAGACUCUGGCAUUAUCCCUUGGCAUCGAGGUCAGAUUGUACAACCUGCUGCCGGAGAACUCAUGGGAGGUGGAUCUACAACAUUUGGAGAGCCUGGUUGAUGAUAAGACAUCCCUUCUAAUUGUCACCAAUCCGUCCAAUCCAUGUGGCUCUGUUUUCACCAAAGAACACCUACAGAAGAUUCUCACAGUGGCUUCCAGAAACUGUUUACCCAUCCUGGCAGAUGAAAUCUAUGGCAACAUGGUAUUCCCAGGUUGUGACUGCCCCUCCCUGGCAUCUCUCAGCAGUGAUGUACCAAUCAUUUCUUGUGGUGGCCUUGCUAAGCGCUGGCUAGUCCCCGGUUGGAGGUUGGGAUGGAUCCUCAUCCACGACAGAAAAAACAUCUUUGGACCUGAGAUUCGACAUGGCCUCGGAAAGCUUACCCAACGUAUUCUUGGACCCUGCACCAUUGUCCAGGGUGCGCUGGAGGGAAUCCUCAACAACACACGUCUGGGUUUCUAUGAUGAUACCAUUCAUUUCAUUAAGUCCAAUGCUGAGAUUUGUUUUAAGGAGCUGUCCACUGUACCUGGCUUGAACCCCAUCAUGCCCUCAGGAGCCAUGUAUUUGAUGAUUGGAAUCGACAUAAAGAGCUUUCCAGAUUGUCAUAAUGAUGUUGACUUUACUCAACGGCUAGUGAUCGAGCAGUCAGUUUUCUGUCUGCCUGCCACAGCUUUUGAGUACCCCAACUAUUUCCGCAUUGUGGUGACAGUCCCAGAGCAGAUGAUGAUGGAAGCAUGUGGUAGGAUCCGGGAGUUUUGCCUGCACCACUACCGGCCAGGCAGUCACAAUAAUAACGCCCUGGAUCAGUGAGAGUCCAGCUAUUGUGAUGGGAUGGAAAUUAACAUGUAACUGCACAUACUGAGCAUGAAUCUACAUUAAGACCAAGUUUACAUGCUUACCUCAGAUGCGGUUUGUUGUCAUUACAUUUUCAAUGGUCACCUAAAUACUAUGUCUUUUGAAUAUUUUUUAUUUAUAUCAUUACGUAUGUACCAGAUGGUAAACACUUGUUUGUUGUUUAUUUAUCUAAUUGAUAGUUACACUUUUUAGUCUUUAGGAUUUGGGAUUGCAGACCAUGCAUAUGGCAGUACUGUUGUUUUAAUCCUCUUAUUUUGAAGAUGUCUCAUGAUUGUUCUGUACAGAGUGCUUCAUUUGGCUUCUCUAUAUUAUUCAAAUUAUUUUAAAGUAUGUUUUUUCUCCCCUUUACAUUUUAGAAUACAAAACUUCUUUUCAUACUUUAUGGGCAGGGACGCUACUAUUUUGGUCACCACCGCUUAAAAGUUACAAAUAUACAUUGGCCCAUAACAAAUUUCAUCACUUUUUUACCAAUUAGGGUGCCUUGAUGCAUGCGAUGACAUUCAAGUAUUUCUCGAUACGGUACUGCAUUAAUUAUCGAAUAUAAAUACAUUUAUAAUAUUACAGCUGCAAACAGCUUGGGCCCUUGCAGCCCUAGCACUGGCAUGUUGGAAUAUUGACACAUUGAAAUUGGAUUUUAUUUUUUAUGAAGUAAAUCAGGACAAAAGCUCUCUAAAAUGCCAACGGUCAGGCAAAAUCUGAAAGGAAAUAGAAAAUGGCUGACUUUCCAUUGAGUUUAGAGAAGAGCUCCAGAAAGUUUUUGUAGGUCUUGAGCUAUUGUAUGUCUCCAAUUUCUGUUAGAUAUUGGUGAAACGUUCAGCAGGGCUGUUUCAUUCAAAAUUUGUGGAGAGUGCAACAAACCCAUAUUUUUCAAAUGUGCAAUUAACUCUAAAUUAUUAUUUUAUCAAUAAGCGACCUCUACAAAAGAAAUUUCAAAAUGGUGGACUUUAACAGAUGGUUUUGGAGAUCAUGGUCUGUUACAUAUACCUCCCAAAAAUUGACGUUGGUGAAACAUACAACCGGGGCUAAGUCGUUAAAAAUGUGUCAUUUGUAAAAUAUAUUUGUAAAAGUAUAUUUUUAAAAUAGUGAUGUUGUUUCCAGAUUUGAUGGAAUUGCAAAGUUUCAGGAAUUUCUGUGCAUGUUUAGAUUCUCAAGAGUAGUGUCGUUUUCGUGCUACAACAUAAUAAAGGCCUAAGCAAUC